Molecule: messenger RNA, 285 nt
Organism: Angiostrongylus costaricensis
Lineage: Eukaryota; Metazoa; Nematoda; Chromadorea; Rhabditida; Metastrongylidae
Source: the annotation of a GenBank genome assembly
AUGAUAUCAAAAUCAGUGCUAAUCAACAUCUUUGCAAAAGAGUCAGUGGUCAUCAAUUUAUCGUUGUUCAGCGUAGUUGACGGCCGGUUCCCUCCAUGGACUAUUAUGGCAUUGAUCUACGUGGGAAAAACUGAUGAAGAUCUCUGCAAAGCGAUUCAGAUUAUUGAAGAACUUGAGCGAAGGAUAGGAGGGUCCACUGGAGAGUUGGCCGCCUUCAAGAAGUCGCUGGACGAGAUUCGUUGCGACAUUGCUGCCACUCAAACUACAGUUCAUGAAAAGCAUUGA